UCGAUAAACGGUGAUGUCAAUUUGAAUUUAAUUUGCGAGUUUCUUGUUGGUUUCUUGUUUUUAAUAAGGUUUUUGCCUUUAAUACUAGAACUAUUAUUAUUUUGUAUAAAGAGGCAACAUUUGCUGUUCUUAAUAAUCUUGUAAAUCAAGUAUAUUUUGUGAAAUGAUCAGUUGUAACAAUGAAAAAAUUUGGCACUGACCCUAAAGUUAAGAAAACACUUGUUAGAAACUAUGAAGAAAAAGCAAAAAGCUGCUCUCGCAAUCAUGAUGAACAAACAGCAAACUCGAAUGCUAUACCAAAACAAAAUCUACGAAACAGACAUAUUCAAAACGAUACUGAACUUGGUCAACCCACUUUAUGUUCUAGUGAGGUUUUAGCUAAUUAUUUGACGGAUGUGACAAAAAAUCUGCCGCUUCCUCAAUGUAUCGAAGACAGUAAUAUUGAUAAAGAACAAAUAAAUGCCAAAAUGACCAAGAAGUUAAAUUUUCAUUUUAAUGAAAAACUGUACAAGAAUUUAGUAGAGCUAAACAUAAAUGCUGAAGUUCAUAAAACAAGAAAGGACAGAAAGCCUCUAAGAGCAUCAACUAAGAGAGACCUCGAACCAAAUAUUGAAGAUUUUUGUCAAGAUGAAAAAGAAAAAGAUCUUCCGCCUACAAUCCCUGUUCCUCUUUGUAAUUUCAAACCUAUUAAGAAAGUUGAGAAUGGACAGUUACAUAAAUUAAUUGCUUCUUUUGAAAAAUUAUGACAUAUAUUUUUAUGGUCCUUUA
Papilio xuthus (Asian swallowtail) is the source of this 768-nucleotide messenger RNA. RefSeq lists its product as uncharacterized. NCBI's taxonomy places the organism in Eukaryota, Metazoa, Arthropoda, Insecta, Lepidoptera, Papilionidae. The record is from RefSeq and is a predicted model, not a curated record. Bases 180 to 746 code for a protein of 188 amino acids. The transcript is spliced from 2 exons.